Messenger RNA from Phlebotomus papatasi, 2847 nucleotides. RefSeq names its product TBC1 domain family member 17 (gene Tbc1d15-17). Bases 219 to 2261 code for a protein of 680 amino acids. The transcript has 4 exons. Gene Ontology annotation, molecular function: GTPase activator activity. NCBI's taxonomy places the organism in Eukaryota, Metazoa, Arthropoda, Insecta, Diptera, Psychodidae. The record is from RefSeq and is a predicted model, not a curated record. Gene Ontology annotation, biological process: activation of GTPase activity.
ACAACAGCAGCGCCAUUUGUUCAAAUUGUGGCUACUCCGAGAAAUAAUUUCAGAAAACAGAGUGGCAGUGACGAGACAGGAAAAGCUUCUUUUACUUUUUUCUAAAUUUUCCUCGGGGAUUUUUUCUAAGAAUUCUCCGCAAAACCCCUUUUUCCAGUGUACCCAGAAAGUGAUGUGCAAAAUUCUGUAAGUGUUGAAAGUUGUGCUAUGCUGAAAAAAUGGAUGAAAACAUCGAAAAUGCCCAUGAAAUCUGUACGCACGAUGGCGUGUUGCUGAAGAAAGCCAACUCCAAUUGUCUGGUUGAACUCAACACAACCGGUAGUAUUCACCUGAUCCACAGUCUCUCGACGAAUGAGCUGUGGAUCGAGUGGCGGCCGAAUGAUGGGUUCCUGAUCUCAGACACGGAUACCCAAGAGCAGGAUGAGUGGUCCUUCGUGGACACAAUUGUGCGUCGAAAUCGUACAACUAGCGAAAGUCUCAUCUUUAAUACAAACACCAACAACAUCACCGUUAAGGAUACACAGGCACAAACGCCACCGAAACAACGAAAUAUUCGCGUUAGGCUGCGAGAUUUGAAGUCGGUGGAGGUGCUAAAGAAUGGGCUGGUGAUUAAGUUAAUUGGAAGGGUGGAUGGGCGACUGCACAGUGAGUAUGUAUUUCAGCACGGGAAUGCCGAUAAUUUCGUGAGGAGUCUGUCGUCGACUCAUUGUCUUCAGCGCAACCAUCGCAAUCGAAAUGUCUAUGAUGUCGUUGAGGAUCACAAUAGACCUCAGGACAGAGACAAGUUGCAGAAGACCUUUGCAGAAUUGCAGAUUGAUGACAUCAAAUCGGGCAGUGGUUGGAUUUCUAAUAUGAUGAGACGUCCCUAUGAACAAACUUUGGACAUUUUUGCCAAAAUUGCUGAUGUUUACGUAGCCACUCCCCUUUCUCCACCCACUUCGAGUCCUGACAAUCCACGAUCAUCGCCUGGUCACAACGCAUCCCCUUCAAACGCAAUGAUGCAGUCAACAACGGAAGACUACGAGGUGCUAAGCACAUCACCACGACUCAUGGGGCCAGACCCUGAAUCUGCUGCUGUGGCCAAUUUGGCCAGGCGGGCAGAGAGUCCAGACACUCAGAGACUACCACAAAUUGAAGUACAACCUCGUGGUCAACCGCUAAGUGAAAUGGUAUGGCGGAGCAUGAUCAAUGAGGACGGUAGCAUUCCCAGUGAGAAGGUUGAUCUGAUCAAAGAGAAGAUCUUCCGUGGUGGAAUUGAAGAAGGUAUUCGAGCGGAAUUGUGGAAGUUUCUGCUGGAUUACGAUAUGUGGGCUAGCACAGAGAAGCAACGAGAACAUCUGAGGGCUCAGAAGAGAAUUGAAUACUACACAAUGAAGAGUCAGUGGUUACGAAUGACAUCGGUACAGGAGAGCAAUUUCUCAAAUUUUCGCGAUCGAAAGUGCCAAAUUGAGAAGGAUGUGAAACGCACAGAUCGUACACACGAAUUCUUUGCCGGAGAUGACAACCCGAAUUUGGAGACGUUGCACGAAUUGCUGAUGACGUAUGUGAUGUACAACUUCGACCUUGGAUAUGUUCAAGGCAUGAGUGAUCUUUUGGCGCCCAUUCUGUAUGUGAUGCAAAAUGAGAAGGAUGCCUUUUGGUGCUUUGUUGGCUUCAUGGAUCGUGUCUUUUCAAACUUUGACAUGGAUCAGGCGGGAAUGAAGAGGCAACUGCAUGACCUCAAUCGCUUGCUGGCCUUUGCAAAUCCCAAACUUCAUAGUUAUUUCUUGGAAACUGGUUCGGAUAACAUGUACUUCUGCUUCCGGUGGUUGUUGGUUUGGUUCAAGAGAGAAUUCUCACAGGAUGAUAUCAUGAGGCUGUGGGAGGUUCUUUGGACGGGAUUACCGUGUAUCAACUAUCAUCUAUUUGUCAGUUUAGCGAUUCUCGAUGAAGAGACCGAGACGAUUAUUGGCAAUAAGUAUGAGUUCAAUGAAAUCCUCAAGCAUGUCAAUGAGUUGUCCAUGAGAAUUGAUCUGGACAGGGUGCUUGCAAAGGCUGAAGCCAUCUACCACCAGGUGAAGAAUGCACCACAUCUCACGGAUGAGAUUCGGGGGAUAAUUGGGGAGGAGCCGAUGGAGAAGGUGCAGGAAGUUCACACGGAUAGCGAUGAUGAAUCUGAUGCUGUGAUCAGUGGACCUACGAAGAGUGUGGAGGAAGAGGAGAAGCUACAGAAGAAAAUUGAGGAGGCUCUUGAGCAAUCCAUGUACUUCAAUUUCUACUAGUUACAGGCUCCAGGACCAUCAUCUCCAUCAUAUUGUGAUGAAUGCUUGAGAACUCUGGAGAAAUACUUACGUUCUCUAGAGAUAGAAUUGUCAAAAUAAGAAAAAAAAACACAAGAUUUUAGGAGUCGAGGUGUCUUUGCUUUUACGCCUAAAGUUAGAGAAAUCCUCCCGAGACUCACAGAGGUCACUUGGAUCGGCUGUGGAGAUGCGCCUUCGAGGAUAAAUUUUCCCUCAAACAAUAUAAAAUUUGCAUUACUCAAUUGGAUAAGGAAUUGACUGAAUUUUUGAGAGCAAUUUGAACAUUUUAUUUGAAGAAUAAAAGAAACAAAAAACUUUUCAAUUAAACAUGUGCAAAGGAAUCAAAUGACAGCAUCUAUCAUCAAAAACAAAAACAGCGAUCAAAAAGUGAAUUUUUAACAGGAAUUUGUGUUUUAUUUAAUUUUUAUUGAGUUUCUUGAGUUGAUCAGAAUCUCAUUAAAUUGGACAUUGAAAUAUACAAAAGUGGGAGGUGUUUUACAUUUGUACUGAAUAUUGUAAACAAUAAAGUGUUUUAAAAGGUUUUCAAAUAAAAGUGCACAUAGCAUAA